Messenger RNA from Rhodamnia argentea, 698 nucleotides. Its product is annotated as glutathione S-transferase U19-like. The transcript has 2 exons. Bases 4 to 672 code for a protein of 222 amino acids. Gene Ontology annotation, cellular component: cytoplasm. Gene Ontology annotation, molecular function: glutathione transferase activity. Lineage: Eukaryota; Viridiplantae; Streptophyta; Magnoliopsida; Myrtales; Myrtaceae. The record is from RefSeq and is a predicted model, not a curated record. Gene Ontology annotation, biological process: glutathione metabolic process.
AAGAUGUCCAAGGGGGAGGUGGUGCUUUUGGAUUGUUGGAUGAGCCCGUUUUGCAUGCGGGUGAAGAUUGCGUUGAACGAGAAGGGCGUUGAGUAUGAGCACAGGGAGGAGGAUUUGUUCGGAGGCAAGAGCGAGUUGUUGCUCCAAUCGAAUCCGAUACACAAGAAAGUGCCGGUGCUCCUGCACGAUAGGAAGCCCUUGUCCGAAUCCGCCAUCAUAGUUGGAUACAUUGAUGAGAUAUGGGCUUCACCACCUUUGCUCCCGAGCUGCGCAUAUGGGCGUGCCAAGGCCAGGUUUUGGGCGGAUUUCAUCGAUAAAAAGCUGUACGAGGCGGCCACCCAGAUAUGGAGGACCAACGGAGAGGAGAGAGGGGCAGCAACGAGGGACUUCAUAGAGACAUUGAAGCAGAUGGAGGAAGCCCUUGGGGACAAAAACUACUUCGGUGGAGAGGGAGAUGCGUUCGGGUUCGUGGACAUCAUGGCUAUUGGAGUGGCCUCGUGGUUCCAUGCGUACGAGAAGUUCGGGGGCUUCAAGGUGGCGGAUCACUGUCCCAAGCUGUCGGGCUGGCUCAAGAGGUGCAAGCAGAGGGAGAGCGUGAGCAAGGUCCUCCCCGACCCGGAGAAGGUCUACGAGUUCGUGGUCAUGCUGAGGAAGAUGCAAGGUCUCGACUGAAACUUCCUUCUGGCCUUUCGUAGGUU